GUUUGUAAUUGAAAGUACCAUUGUAAUUUAACAUGGUUAUAUAAGUUUAGUACUUGAAUUAAUAUACUAAAGGAGUAAAAUGAAGUUUUCUCUUUGAUCAAGUAUCUCUUCAGUGUUGGGUGCUGGUUUUUAGUCGAUGUGAGUGGGGGAAGUUCUCCUUAUGACUUGUGCUAUGGCAAGUCGAGGGGCUCUUGCAAAGGUCCUUAAUCUUUUUAAUGUUUCUAGGCUUUUGCCUAGCCUUGGAGGUCUAUGGUGGGAUGGUUGCCCUUGAUGGAAUUGGUGGCUAUUCUUGCAAUGUAUAGGGGACUUUGGCGAUUCUUUCUAUAAUUUAAUGCGUAUUUUUAUGGAAUUGGCAACAUUCUCAAAGUGGUGUUUAGUUCAUCUGUGAGGGGCGAGGUAUCAACCCUUCGGUAGUUUUGUCCUGAUGGCCUUACUGUUUAUGGAAACCGUUUACGCAGAGUACGUGACGUGGAUAUGAAGCGCGAUUAUGCCUUUGUUGAGUUUAGUGAUCCUCGUGAUGCUGAAGAUGCAAGAUAUAGCUUAAAUGCACGAGAUGUGGAUGGUAGUCGAAUUAUUGUUGAGUUCGCAAAGGGGGGACCACGGGGUCCAGGUGGUUCGCGGGAGUCACGUGACUUUGGCAGCAGAGGACCAGCCCCAGGAUCAGGAAGAUGUUUUAAUUGUGGAAUUGAAGGCCACUGGGCUCGAGAUUGCAAAGCAGGUGACUGGAAGAACAAAUGUUACCGCUGUGGAGAGCGGGGCCAUAUAGAAAGGAAUUGUCAAAACAGCCCCAAGAAACUUAGCAGACGCGGUCGAAGCUACUCGCCCUCGGGAUCGCCACGCCGGCGUUCACCAUCUCCUCGUCGAGACAGAAGCCGUAGCCGUAGUUUUAGUAGGAGCCGUAGCUACAGUCAGUCUAGAUCUCCACCAAAAAGAGAAAGAGAUAUCGAGCGUGCUGGUCGGUCAAGGAGCCCUCGUCCAAGCAAGAGCCCUGUCAAAAGCAGGAGCCCUAUAAGAAGCAGAAGCCCCAAACGACAGAAAAGCUCUCCUCUGUCAUCAAGGGGCAGGAAACGCUCUCCAACACCCGAUGAUAGGAGUCCUGAAGGCAGAGGUAGAUCCUCUGAUAGGGAUGAGAGACGUGCCAAUGGAUCUGAUUAUGCUGGUAGCCCAAGGUCAAGGAGUAGAACCCCUGUCAAAGAAGGUGAAAGAGAGAGCCCUAGGAAUGGAGAUGCUCGAAGUCGUAGCCCCUUUGAAGAAAAUGGCCGAGAUCACAGUGCCAGCCCUGUUGCUAGGAAUGACAAGAAUGGUAAGGAAGAUGACAAUGACGACUAUGAAGCUUCUCCUAGGGGCAGUGAAUGAUCGGAGAUACUAGUGUUUUUUUUUUUUUUUUUUUUUUUUUUUUACUUUUUAAUAUCUUGUGUUCACAACUAAAGCUGUUUACUGGAAGGAUGUCGCAUUUGCCUUGGUUUAAACUCUGUUGUUAUUACAUAGAAUUUUUUGUUCUCAUUCAAUUGUUUAUGUAUCUGAUAGUUUUUGUUGGAUUAUUUUGCUGAAUAAUGACCUGUUUUAACACCUUUCAUAUUGAUGGUAAAUGGCAGGCAGAUGUUAAGUACUUAAGUGUUAACUGUUAAGGUUUUAAGUUUGCA
Molecule: messenger RNA, 1643 nt
Organism: Chenopodium quinoa (quinoa)
Lineage: Eukaryota; Viridiplantae; Streptophyta; Magnoliopsida; Caryophyllales; Amaranthaceae
Product: serine/arginine-rich splicing factor RS2Z33-like
Exons: 6
Coding region: 475-1356 (293 amino acids)
Biological process (GO): mRNA splicing, via spliceosome
Cellular component (GO): nuclear speck
Molecular function (GO): zinc ion binding; mRNA binding
Source: RefSeq, a predicted model, not a curated record